Messenger RNA from Danaus chrysippus (African queen), 321 nucleotides. NCBI's taxonomy places the organism in Eukaryota, Metazoa, Arthropoda, Insecta, Lepidoptera, Nymphalidae. The record is from the annotation of a GenBank genome assembly.
AUGUCGUCCGGCCACAAGCCAUGUUCGCAACGUCUUCGGCCAGGAUGGCACGGAAUAGGAAAAGUUAUCACGGGAAUAUAUAUAAAAAAAAAUAUAAACAAGUUUAUUAAUAGAGCGCUCAUUCGUGCUGGGUCGCACGGCCGUGAUUUGUCCGACGGCUCUGAUAUACAGAAAUACCCGUGCAAUAAACGAACAACGAACGGGAGACUUACAAAGACCGGGCGACAUCAAGCACUCGCGCCAUCUCAACAAGUCGUACAACACGGUCAUCUCCCGCGCGCAUCUUACGACACCGGCUACCGACUACCAGCUACCAGCUAA